AUGACCUGGGAGAAGCUGCUGCUUGCUGCACGUGCCAUUGCGGCUAUCGAUAAUCCGGCAGAUGUGUGUGUUGUUUCGGCACGCCCGUACGCACAGCGUGCUCUGCUCAAAUUCGCUGCUCACACUGGCGCCACGCCAAUCUUCGGGCGAUUCACACCGGGUUGCCUGACAAAUCAGAUCCAAAAGCAGUUCAAGGAACCACGUCUGUUGAUCGUUUCUGAUCCACGCGUUGAUCAUCAAGCAGUUACGGAAGCGUCCUAUGUUGGUGUGCCAGUUAUCAGCUUCUGCAACACGGAUUCGCCACUGAAAUUCGUUGACAUCGCUAUACCAUGCAACAACAAGGGUGCGCAGGCAAUAGGCCUGAUGUGGUGGUUGCUUGCACGCGAGGUUCUGCUGAUUAAGGGCAAAAUGACGCGACAGACCGGCUUUGUGCUCGACGACAAGGAAAUAAUGCCCGAUCUGUAUUUCUACCGUGACCCAGAAGAGCAGGAGAAGGAGGAAUUGGCUGAGCCUCGUGAAGUGAAAGAGCCAUGGCCUGGAGUUGCGGUGCCGGAAGUCCCGAGAGUUGAAGAGGUUGUAAGAUCCGUUGGAAUGGUAUAA
Messenger RNA from Gongylonema pulchrum, 600 nucleotides. Lineage: Eukaryota; Metazoa; Nematoda; Chromadorea; Rhabditida; Gongylonematidae. The record is from the annotation of a GenBank genome assembly.